Ustilago hordei is the source of this 2868-nucleotide messenger RNA. RefSeq lists its product as uncharacterized. The record is from RefSeq and is a predicted model, not a curated record. The coding region runs from base 1 to 2868 and encodes 955 amino acids. Lineage: Eukaryota; Fungi; Basidiomycota; Ustilaginomycetes; Ustilaginales; Ustilaginaceae. The transcript has a single exon.
AUGAACCCUUGCGCCAGCGGACGUGAUGGGUUCAGCCGCGAUGCGCCCAGUUGGCCGUCUGCAGAUCGUCGCCGCUCCCGAUCACCACCGCCAACUCGUCUCCAUCGAGAUCAUGAUGGGCCUGCGAAGACGCUUCCCAGGAAACCGGUCGCCGCCACCAACACCAUCCCGCUCGGCGCUACUGUCGAUGCCCACAGCCAUAAUCAUGCCUCGACUUCCAGCUCAUCCUCAACGAAUGAUGGCAGCUCGACGUAUGCCCGCCAUCCUCCCAAGGAACGUUCCAAGCCAAUUGUUCCUCGCACACCCUCAAAUGCGGCCGAUCCACGAAGCGAGAUCGUCAGUAGACUAGCGGGGUCCCCCUCGGAGCGAAACUUGUUCGAACAGAUCGAAAUCAAGCGCUGGUCCAUCUCGGAGGAUCGCAAAGAGCUCUCUGACCUUGUCAAAAAGGUCAAGAGCCUCGAGGAUUACCUCAACAAGUCCGGCAGUAAGGAUACAAAGAACCUCGAAAAAUUGACAAGUCACCAGCAGCAACAGCAGCGGCUCCAGCAAAAGAUCAAGGUCGACAACGACGAGCUCCAUCGCAUGAGCAUCGACUGGCAAUACGAUAUUACCAAACACUUCUUCCCUGCUCUUCUGGCAGCCGCCACCGUUCCCAUCGAGGCCAACAUCGAUGAGCUUCGAUCCAGGACCAAAGCCGAUCGCGAAGACGAGCAGAAGCGCUACGACGGAAUCGAAUCCAAGGCGCGCAUCGCCUAUGCCGAAACCAACAGGCUGAAGAGCGACAUUGCCAAAAUCGCCAAGGAUGCUUCUGGCGCUAUCAGAGAUGGCGAUCGUCUUCGACAGGACUACACUGAUUUUAGCAAGCAGUUGCGCAGGGAUGUUGAUAAGGACGUGAAGCAAAUCAUGGACAACCAGCGGCGCAUCACGCAAAUCGAAAAGGAUGUUGCUACUCUUCAGGCCAGAGCAGGUGCUCAGCCCUCUCUUGCUCAGCCCUCUCUUGCUCAGCAGGCAUUAGGUGCUUCGACUUCCGCAGCUGCCAACUCUACCGCACCCUCGCGUCUCAGCUCAGCAUCGACCUCUCGGCCCCGCGCUGCUUCCCCUCCACAGGAUCCUCGCAUCCGACCGGCUCCGCGACCCGAAGCCUCUGACGCUGCUUCUACUCCAGCAAGUACAUCCACAUCUGCACCUGUUCGUACCACCGAGACUGCAACGACCGCAACCAGGCCGGCUACACCUUCAGCUCCAGUCACACAAGCACAAUUCCGCAAAUGGGAGCGAGACUUCCAUCAGAACAUCGAACUGCGACUUGAGGAGCUCAAGGAUAUGGCUGUUGGCGAGGCUGCUUUUGAGAACGAUGCACGUAUGGAUGAUCGUCUUCGGGCGCUUGCACGUAGGUGGAAGGAGAAGGCCACCAGAGGUGAAUAUCUGUCUGGCCAGUCAGCAGCAGAAGGGUCUGGAGCUAUCGUCGCCGAUGCUGUCAUCGGAUCUAUCGAUGCUUUAGCUGCCCUUGCUCCCCAGGGUGUUGCCAGUUGCGCCUCAGAGCCAACGCCGAUGGACGUCGAGACGAAUGCAGCGCAAGACCGUUUGGCCAGCACAACCAACGGACCGAACUGCGCGCAAGCCACAGAGGGUGCCAGUGCUUCAACGAGCCAAGAUGGUCCGAAGUCGCCGGUGCGCACUCAUUCAGCAUCCGAUGUGAUUGAUGUCUCUACACCACCGGAAGCCACUUCCCAACCGAACGAAACAGCGGCGACGGCGACCUCUACUACGGUAGUGUCGGCCACUGCCGCCACUGCUGAACCAAAAACGAACGAGAAUGCAGCAGCUGCCACACAGCAACCGUUCUCAGAUGCCACUGACGCAAACGCGGCAGCGACGGCCACCGUUGUUUUGCCCGCCGCAGUCCUCAAGCAGAUGCGUACAUUGCUAAAGGACCACGCAAGACAGAUGGAAGAACUCAAGCACGAGGUCGAAAGAUUGCGUACGUCAGAGAAGAGCACAUCUCUAGACGAGCUGCUGAAUGCGCCUGACAAGCUCAAGCGGCUGGCUGCUGCACUCAAGGUGAGCGGCCUCGACAUCCCUGCCGCGAUCGGUGCCUUGGCCACACAGCUUGAGGUAGUCAUCAACGGUAUGCGUGCUGAGAUCGCCGACGUGCGGGCUCCGCAGCAGAACCUUGCGGACCAAGUGACAACGCUCGAGACAUGGAGGGCCGAGUUUAUCGGGACUGUCGACGAACGGGUGCAAUGGCUGCAGAAGCAGCUCGAGGUGCUCGAUGAUCAGUCGUCGUUGCAAGGUGCUUUGUUGGUCAAGCUCGCUGAGCAUGCCAACCCGCGUCGACAGCCAGCAGCACCGGCUACACCCACCUUCGGCGCGGUUCAAGCUGCAGCCGCGACGAACACGCGAUCGCCUCUCGUCACACACGCAAAUCCACAAGCGCAGCAGCAGUUACAACAGCAGCAGCAGCAGCAGUUACAACAGCAGCAGCAGCAGCAGCAAUUACCUCAGCGUCCGCACCAGCCUCAACCGCAGCAGCAUGGCGGCAACUCGCCGAGCUUGAUAAUGCGAGCUGCCGCUCAGGCUCUGCCUCAGCAGCAACAGCAUCGACCGUCUGGAGACGUAGCGGCAGGAGCCCUUCCUGCGCACAUGCAUCAGUUGUUGCAGCAGCCGCAGAUACAGUCACCACAAGUGCAGCAGCUCAUUCACCAGCAGAUGCAACAGCCGCUUCCUCAGCCGCUUCCUCAGCAGCAGCAACAACAACAACAACAACAACAACAACAACAACAGAGUCUGGUGUACAACAUGCCCCGGCAGCAGCCUCCGGGUCAGUAUCAGUACCAAGAGCCCAAUCAGCGCAGAGGGCAUCCAUAG